AUGACGCUCCACCUGAGUCUACCGGGGUCGCAUCACCACAACAAGCAGACCGAGCAACAGCAAGAAGUGCGCGAGGCACGACGGCAGUUGAAGGAGCGCAUAAGGAAUGACUGGCAGUAUCCGCCUUUGCCGGAAUGGAGGUCAAGUGGUCGCCAUGCCCAGGCGCAGGUAGAGGACGCAGAAGCACGAAUAGCAGGGUUCAGGUUCCACACACCGAACAAACCGGACAGGCUGAGCGACGGGACCGGGGAAGCGCUGGGUCUCGACUUUGAUCCUCUGGACUGGAGGGAAAGAGAGUACUCCAGCAACGAUGACUCUGAUGUGGAGAACCAGCAUUCGCCCGCAAUGAUGAACUCGAAAUCGAGCUCGAAGGGCAGCGUCAGCAAGUUCGACUCUCCAGACAGUGUAGGGGCACAAUUGUCGAACCGACACAUGGCAAAGAAACGCAAGCGCUGGCAAGCUCUUGAGGAGGAGAUGAGCUGGAAUUACGGUCUAUCACAUUGGAUGCGAAGACGCGAUGCGUGGUGCUGUGCGCGAACAGCGACGGAUGUCAGUAUACUCGAGAACAGCCAGCAUGGAGACCAGUCAGGGUCGGCAUCAGGGUCGGUCAGCUCGAGUCCUCGGACCUCAACUUCGUCUAUGCCCGCAGAAGAGCACUCCACGCCCGGCUCAACACCCUCUAUAUCACCUGACAUAGGAGCUGGAAGAACAAUGGUGGCGCCUACGACCGUCUCCCCAGUGGAGGUGCUCGUGCCCAUAGCACCACCACUACUCCCCGAUCACCCGGUCCGGCGGAAGAUCACACCCAACAUGUUUCCAGAGAUCUACACAAAAGUCAUACUUCAAUCUCGAACACCAUCCGUUCCGAUCAAUCUCCAGACGUUAGUGACUGCGUUAGUGCAAGGCUGGAAAGAUGAUGGCGAGUGGCCGCCAAAGAGUGGACCUUUGGAGAAGAGUAUUGGUCGAAAGAAGGGCAGUCAUACUGGCGGCAUUAAAGAGGGCGUUAAAAGGGUGCUCAGAAUCACUAGUGUCGGCGAGAGUGGCAAGAGCUAA
Fulvia fulva is the source of this 1053-nucleotide messenger RNA. RefSeq lists its product as uncharacterized. Bases 1 to 1053 code for a protein of 350 amino acids. The record is from RefSeq and is a predicted model, not a curated record. The transcript has a single exon. Lineage: Eukaryota; Fungi; Ascomycota; Dothideomycetes; Mycosphaerellales; Mycosphaerellaceae.